Symphalangus syndactylus (siamang) is the source of this 781-nucleotide messenger RNA. It is a transcript of the gene SPATA19, whose product is annotated as spermatogenesis associated 19. The record is from RefSeq and is a predicted model, not a curated record. Lineage: Eukaryota; Metazoa; Chordata; Mammalia; Primates; Hylobatidae. Gene Ontology annotation, cellular component: sperm midpiece.
CCUUCAAUGACCUUCCUGUCCCAUAGGAGUUCUCAGGCAGCUUCAAUGGAAGGAGGGAGCCAAGAAGGGGGCCUGGUAUACAUUCAAAGAUGAUAAUUACGACAUGGAUUGUGUAUAUUCUUGCUCGGAAAGGUGUAGGGCUUCCCUUCCUACCAAUAACCAGUUCGGACAUCGACGUUGUGGAAAGCGAGGCUGUGUCUGUACUACAGCAUUGGUUGAAAAAAACAGAAGAAGAGGCUUCUCGGGGCAUAAAGGAAAAGCUGGCCAUCAACCACCCUUCCCAGGGCGUAAGGGAGAAGAUAUCCACUGACUCCCCUUCCACCCAUGGCCAGGACAUCCAUGUGACCAGAGAUGUGGUGAAGCACCACCUCUCUAAGUCUGAUUUGUUGGCAAACCAGAGCCAAGAGGUCCUAGAGGAGAGAACACGAAUCCAGUUCAUAAGAUGGAGCCACACUCGUAUCUUCCAAGUGCCAAGUGAGAUAACAGAGGACAUCAUGCGAGAUCGAAUAGAGCAGGUGAGACGAAGCAUAUCCCGUCUUACAGAUGUCUCAGCUCAGGACUUCAGUAUGAGACCCUCCUACUCAGACUGCUGAGAGCAACAGGUGGAAGUCCUUCAGGGUCCAGCAGCAACCUGUAUCAGAAGAACAUCCUUCUCUGCUUGACCUGAAGAAGGGCCAGACCUGGGCAGAAAGACGCCAGCAGGUGAGCUCUUCAUGCGAUGAUGUCAGCACUGGAGUCUUCUUGCCGAACUGCGAAUAAAGAGAUGUGCUAUUUAACAACC